AUGGAGCAACCAGCCGAUGAUUCCAUCACUGCUCUCCCCCAGCCGCUGAUAGAGCACAUCUUCUCCUUCAUCCCGUUCAAGGACCUAACCAGGACGAGCGUCCUUUCAAGGAGGUGGAGGUACCUCUGGACUUCCGCCCCGCACAUGUCCUUCGACGAGCGGGGCUUCCGGUCAUCCCACCCGCGCUGGAACCCAUUCAACCUCCUCUUCCUCCACUCAUCCGACUGGUUCGUCGAGCGAGCAAGGAGGGAGGCCCAGGCCAAGGAGCUGUUCAUCAGGAUGGUGAAUCGGUGCCUCUCCCUCAGCACCGAUGCCCUCACCAGCGCCCACAUCCUCUUCUCUGUGAGCCACAGGUCCCAUGCUACCACUCUCGAUCGAUGGGUUCGCUCCCUCCUCAACAAAAGAAGGGUGCAAGAGCUGGACCUCGAUCUUGAUCUGAGCAGGUCGUUUCAUCCAGAGAUUCCUCGAUCUCUCCUGAAACGGCGUCCUCAUGGGCAGCCCAGUUCUCUGAGGACCAUCCAUCUCCGCAACUUGUCUCUAUGGGCAAAUUCUUUGUCUCUGAUGCUCGAGAAUCUGGUGCAUCUUGAGAACCUGACCGCUGAGAACUGCAAGCUGGAGGCUGGUGAGCGGGUCAUCAUCCGCAGCCAACAAUCGCCGCUCAAGAACUUGAGCGUUAAUCGUACCAAUUCUUCCACCGGCUGGAGGAAGGUGCAGAUCGAUCUGCCCAACCUUGUGGUUUUUGAAUACAGGGGCUGCUUUGUGGACUUUGAUCACCUGAACCUGCGGUCUCUGUCGCGUGCAGUAUUCGGCUUUCAUGGAUUGAACGGAUGGCUGAUGCCUCGCCUGAGGAAGGCCGUCGCUGCCAUUCAGCACGUCAAGUCUUUACAACUAUGCGCCACCUCUGUGCGAGUUAUAGGAGACAUUGAAAGGUCAAGGACUUCAGAAGAUUUUCUACUUGGGAACCUGGAAGAGCUCGUCGUGGACAUAGAGACAACCCAGGGAGGACUCUGGUUCUUGUUGGUGCGUUGCCCUAACCUUCAGACUCUCACGAUUCGAGGCUCCAAUGGUGAGAGUUCUCGUGAUACGCCGGCAAGGGGAGCGCUCGAACUUCCUGCUUUGGCAGUCCCUCGCCUCACUUCACUCAAGGUGGAAGACUUUGGAGGGAGGGAGGGAGAACACCGAAUGAUGGAGAUCUUGCUCAAGGAGGCGAGUGCACUGGAGGUCGUCAAAAUCAAGGUCGCCAAUGGGAGAAGCUAUUUUGAGAAGCUCGCGAUCAUGAGGAGGUUUCUGCUGUUAGGCAGAGAGUUUCAGAAGGCAAGGAUCUUGGUCUCGUUGUGA
Messenger RNA from Nymphaea colorata (pocket water lily), 1338 nucleotides. RefSeq names its product F-box/LRR-repeat protein At3g58900-like. Gene Ontology annotation, molecular function: protein binding. The record is from RefSeq and is a predicted model, not a curated record. Lineage: Eukaryota; Viridiplantae; Streptophyta; Magnoliopsida; Nymphaeales; Nymphaeaceae. The transcript has 3 exons. Bases 1 to 1338 code for a protein of 445 amino acids.